Messenger RNA from Hyphopichia burtonii NRRL Y-1933, 3771 nucleotides. Its product is annotated as poly(A)-specific ribonuclease. The record is from RefSeq and is a predicted model, not a curated record. Gene Ontology annotation, molecular function: protein binding; nucleic acid binding; poly(A)-specific ribonuclease activity. The annotation marks the transcript as partial. NCBI's taxonomy places the organism in Eukaryota, Fungi, Ascomycota, Pichiomycetes, Serinales, Debaryomycetaceae. Gene Ontology annotation, biological process: nuclear-transcribed mRNA poly(A) tail shortening; mRNA processing. The transcript has a single exon. Gene Ontology annotation, cellular component: P-body; PAN complex.
GUAUCCCGAAUAGCGCUAAGCGCUCCUACAAAACCGCCCAAUCAAUCGAUAAAUACAAUUAAUAAAGAUCAAACAUCAAACCAGAUAACGUCGUUAGAAUUUGAUACCUCGACCAACUUGUUAUGGUGUGGGGACUCCAAUGGAUAUACUAGAUCGUUCACUCCCCAACCGGCGUUAACCUCUCCUUUCCCGUCCACUCAUUCGAUUCAAUUGAUUCCUUAUACUAAGUUCAAGUCAUCUAUUAAUCAUCCAAUUAAUCAGCUACUAAACCAUCAAAGAGGGAUACUUUCUUUAUCUUCGAACAAUAUAAACUUCAAUAAUAGAAGAGGAUUGUGUCAGUUAUCGUUGAAUGCUGAAUCGAUUAAUAAUGAUAACUUCAAGAAUUUGAAAUGUAUGACUUUCAAUUGUCAUUCAAUUAAUGAUUUGGUAAUUAGUGGGAAUAACUCCUUGUCAAAAGUAAGCUUGUUGAAACCAACCGUGCUAGAAUCGUUCGAUUAUACCGGAGAUUUAUCGUUUAUUAAUAACCUGUCAAAAUUCUUAACCUUGGGUAAAUCAAAUGGUACCGUUGAAAUCUUUGAUCCUUUAGAUAAUAAGGUGGUGAAAAGUUUCCAUGGUCACAACGGACUUUUAUCAGAUUUGGACGUUUCCGGUAAUUACAUCGCUACUUGUGGUUAUUCUCUUCGUCCAAGAAGAAAUAAUCAUUUGAAUAAUAAUCACCCAAAUAGUCUUAAUAAUCCUCCAUCCCCAGAUUAUAUGGUUGAUCCUCUUGUUAAUAUUUAUGAUUUACGUAUGAUGCGUCCUUUACCUCCAAUUCCAUUUUCUGCGGGUGCUUCUUUUGCUAGGUUCCACCCAAAAUUACCAAACAUUAUUAUCAUUUCUUCUUCCACCGGUCAAUUACAAUUUGUAGAUAUUUAUGAUCAAUCUAACGUUUAUUUAUACCAAGCAAACUUAUCAAAUCCUUUACAGCAUCAUCAUCCUCGUGGUUCUCUUGCUGCUGCGAUUUCUUCUCCUGCAUCAUCAAGUUGUUUGUCAAAUAUGAAUAUAAGUGAAAAUGGUGAAUACCUUGUUUUCAAUGAUGGGUUUUCAAAUGUUCAUCUUUGGUCUCUAUUGAAUAAUCCAAAUAAAAAUUUCUUGAAUUUCCCUUCUUCUUUAGAUCAACCGGAUAUAGUAAUGCAAUCCCCAUCUUUAAAUCCUUUACCAGUUGAUUCUAAUGUUCCUCUAAAUUCAAUCGGGAUGCCAUACUAUAAAGAAUUUUUACUAAGUAAUUACCCUACAGAUUUGGUUUUUCAAAAAGAAUUGGCUAAAUUACCAAUAAAAAUUGAUCCUUCCUUAUUUGAAAUUAGUGAACAAAUUGCUCUUGAACCUCAUGUUGAACAACAACAGCAGCAACCUCAACCUUUGCAUAUCCCCAAAUUUAUGGCUUUUGAUAAACUGAAAUACUCUAUUAAAGGCCGUAACACUUACCAAAAAUAUGAAAGUUUGAAGAAUUCAAAAUUAUCAAAUGGUGGUAAGAAAACUACCACAACAACUAUAAUGCCAAAAUUUUUGAGUGAAAGAGGCCCAAUUGCUUCUCCAAUUCCAAGUGUAAACAACUCAACUGCAAAUCUUUUGACGAAAACAGUAUCAAAUACCUCUCAUGACCCUGAUAAAUCUUCAAACGAUGAUGAGCAAUUCGAUACUUCUAUUUUCCAAUAUAAAAGUGAAAAAGCUACCAGGGUCCCUAAUGUUUAUUUAAAACUACAAAUCCAAUAUUCAAAAUUUGGUGUUGAAGAUUUUGAUUUUGAUUUUUAUAAUAAGACUUUAACAUUGAAUGAAUCGAAUAACUCUUUAAAAAUUCCCGAUGAUAGAUUUUGUGGUUUAGAAAACAAUGUCGAUAAUUCUUAUAUCAAUUCAUUAAUUCAACUUUAUAGAUUUUGUCCAAUUUUUUACAAUUCAGUUAUAAAGAAUUUAUUGCCUGAAUACUUACCUAAUAAUAAUACAACAAUCAUAACAAAUAAAAAUCCUCAGGGCCUGUCAAUUCUAAUUGAAUUAGGUUAUUUAUUUGAUAUGAUGUAUAAAAGUCAUGGUGAACAAGUAAAGAUUUCCAAUUUUACCCAAGUUUUAAAUCAAAAUAAAAGAGCAAAUGAUGAAGGAUUGAUUAAUAUUGAUGAAUUGAGAAGUUUGAGUGGCUAUGAUUUGCAAAAAAUUAUUAUAAACUUUAAUAAGUUUUUAAUUGAUACUAUUAGUCAUGAUCAAUUAAAUCAAAUCAAAAGCUUACUGAAAUUUGAUUUUUAUGAAUUUUCAAAUGUUGAAAAAAUUGGUAACCUAUUCAAUAUAGUUUUUGAUGUGGAAGUUCGAUCGAAUGGCUGUGAAUCUUAUGAUCAACAACUAAUCAAUCAAUUAAGUUUGGAUUUAAUCAAUCCACCCCAAAAUGUAUUGAAUAAAAUGAACGGGAAUCAAGGUUUUGCCAAAAAAAAUCAUAGUUUGAUCACAUAUUUGGAAUAUACUGCUAACAGAGUUAAGAUUGUUCCUUGUAAUAACCAUCCUUAUCCUCCUCAAUUCCUUCAUUCAUUAGAAAUUAAACAAACUUUGGUUCAAUUGCCUCCAAUAUUAUCAAUCAAUUUGCCUUUUAAUAAUCAGGAAUAUUCUUUAAUAAAAGGUUUUAAAAAAUGGUUAGUUCCUGAGUUUUACGUGGUGAAAAAUCCGGUAAACAAAAAAAUCAGCUUCAAACCAGUUGUAACCCAAUUUAACCAAGAGGCAAGUAAAUAUGAUUUAUUGGGAUAUGUUUGUGAAAUUAAUCAUGAUUUAGACAACACAAAGGGAGAACAUAAUUUAAUCAGUUAUAUUAAAAUCAAGUCAUCAGCCAAUUCAUAUUUUGCAAAAGAUCAAUGGUUUUUGUUCAAUGAUUUCUUGGUAAUGCCAAUAAGUGAGGAAGAAGUGUUCAAUAUCAACUAUAGUUGGAAAAAACCAACGAUUCUUUGUUAUCAUAACGUUGAUCAUCCGUUGAAUCAAACGUUCAACUAUUUGAAUCAGUCGAUUAUAAACAAAAUUAAAUUGAAUGACAGUAUCUUAUACCGUGACCAUUUUGCUUGUGGUAUUAGAGAAAAUUAUAAACGUGAAUAUAAAAUUUUAACAAGAGACGAGGCCCCAUCUGCUGGUACUCUUGUUUCAAUUGAUGCGGAAUUCGUUACUUUAAAACCAGAAGAAUUAGAAGUGAGCUAUGAUGGGUUUAGGAAUUUGGUCAAACCAAAAGUUCUAUCUUUGGCCCGUAUAUCCGUUAUCAGAGGUGAUAAUAAUGACCAACAGGGAGUACCUUUCAUUGAUGAUUACAUUUUACAUACUUGUCCAAUUUACGAUUACCUAACCAAUUUCUCCGGUAUCGAACCAAACGAUUUAAAUCCCAUCAAAUCGGAAAAGAACUUGGUAACUUUGCAAACUGCUUAUCGUAAAUUAUGGAUUUUAAUUAAUCUCGGUGUUAUAUUUGUUGGUCACGGCUUGAAAAAUGAUUUUAGAACUAUCAACCUAAAAGUGCCUCAAAGCCAAAUAAGGGAUACGAUCGAUUACUUUUACUUACCUGACUUCAAACGUAAACUAAGCUUGAAAUUCUUAGCGUACAUCUUAUUAAAGGAAAAAGUUCAAACUGGGAAUCAUGACUCGAUUGAAGACGCUUACACUGCAUUAUUAUUGUAUAAAAAGUAUAUUGAAUUGAAUGCAAUCGGUGAAUUCGAAUCAACCUUGCACAGGAUUUACUUGGAAGGUCAACAAUUAAGAUUUAAGGUUCCUGAAAGUUAA